AAUUGGAUUGGCCCAAACACGAUUCCACCCCUGUUCAGUACGGUCAACAACUUAACCAAACUCUACACAUAGAGUUGCAACUAGUUGUGUGUAUUUCUUGUGUGCAGUACAGAUCAUCGAUCCCUACCAUCUCAUCCAAGCAAAUUAAGGAGCUCAAAUGGCGAAUCUGAUGAACAAGUACUUGAUAUUAAUAGCUGUUGUUGUGCUGUCAACGAGCCUGGCGAGCUGCGCUGAAGGACCUUUCAUCGUUGCGCACAAGAAAGCUUCUCUUAAUCGCCUCAAAUCUGGCGCUGAACGAGUCUCUGUAUCUAUCGAUAUCUAUAAUCAAGGAUCUGCGACUGCUUAUGAUGUUAGUUUGAAUGAUGAUAGCUGGUCCAGUGACUAUUUCAAUAUAGUCAGUGGUAAUACUUCAACGUCAUGGGAAAGGCUUGAUGCUGGUGCUCUUCUAUCACACACUUUUGAAUUGGAGUCCAAACUACAGACAGUGUUCUAUGCUACACCAGCAAUUAUCAGAUUCCGUGUUCCAACAAAAACUGCUCUACAGGAGGCAUUUUCAACUCCACUUCUACCUCUGAACCUCCUAGCUGAUAGGCCUGUUGAGAAGAAGUUUGACCUGGCCAAGAGGUUGUUGGCAAAAUAUGGGUCACUAGUAUCUGUGAUCUCUAUUGUGGUAUUGUUCAUCUACUUGGUUGCAAGCCCAUCCAAGUCCAGUGCUGCAAAGGGAGGCAAGAAGAAACGCUAAUCUAGAGAUUGUACAAGCUUCUUACCAUCCAUUUCCUAGUCGACAACUAUACUACCAAAUUGCAUCACUGUGGCUUCCUCUGUGAAAGCUGCUCCACCUUGUGUUCUUCUCUAGGGGGAAAUUUCACCUUUUAAAAGAAAAUCUACUGGUGAAGUUGUAACUUACUUUUAGUUUUUUGCUGGACAGGCACAUAAUAGUAUGAGG
This is a messenger RNA of Daucus carota subsp. sativus, 946 nucleotides long. RefSeq lists its product as uncharacterized. The coding region runs from base 158 to 742 and encodes 194 amino acids. The record is from RefSeq and is a predicted model, not a curated record. Lineage: Eukaryota; Viridiplantae; Streptophyta; Magnoliopsida; Apiales; Apiaceae. Gene Ontology annotation, cellular component: endoplasmic reticulum. The transcript is spliced from 7 exons.